UUAAUUUUACUUUUCCAAGAUAACAUUUAUCUGUGUAGCUUUGGAACCUCCCCUGGAACUUGAUCUGUAGACCAGGCUAGCCUCGAAUUCACAGAGAUCCCCCUGCCUCUGCCUCCCGAGUACUGGGAUUAAAGGCGCACGCCACCACUGCCAGGCUUAUCUUGGUGUCUUGAAGACUGUCUCUAUAAAUAGCCCACGUUGGCCUCAAACCCGUGAUCCUUUUGCGUAGGCCUCCCCAGUGCCAGGAUAACAUGCGUGCACCACCAGGCCUAACUGCAGACUUCCUUAUUCAAGUGUGUGUAAGCAUGUGUGUACGCUGAGAAGUCAAUAUAGAGAGGCAUUUCCACUCCACUUUUUGAGACAGGACAUCUUGAAGCUCUUCAACUCAGCUGGACUGCACGCCAAUGAGCUCCAGCUCUCCUGCCUUGGCCCCUCACCCCUGAAAAUGUAUGCCUGCUCCAAGUUCAUCUCCACUCGCUCCUUGGAGCACCUCUCAGCUGCUGAGUCGCCCGCUGUCUGCAGUGCAGUUGACCCGACCACAGACGUGGACAGAUGAGGGCCCCAGCAGUUUGGCAAUCCCUCACCCUCUGACCUCAGUCAUCCCUAGCCGCAGCUUCCAAACCAGCGUCAUUUCCCGGGACAUCGACACAGCCGCCAAGUUCAUUGGGGCUGGGGCCGCCACAGUUGGGGUGGCUGGAUCGGGGGCUGGCAUUGGGACUGUUUUUGGGAGCCUCAUCAUUGGGUAUGCCAGGAACCCUUCUCUGAAGCAACAGCUCUUCUCCUACGCGAUUCUGGGCUUUGCCCUCUCAGAGGCCAUGGGGCUCUUCUGCCUAAUGGUGGCCUUUCUCAUCCUCUUCGCCAUGUGAAGCAGCUGUCUCCACUUCCACCUCCCAUAGCUCUUUCAUGUCCCGUCUGCCCUGUGUGUUCCUUUUCCUGUACCUCCCCAGGAAGUCUGGGGAAAGUGCUUGGCUCAGGGUUUGACAGAGAGAAGACAAAUAAAUACUGUAUUAAUAAGA
Molecule: messenger RNA, 1016 nt
Organism: Peromyscus eremicus (cactus mouse)
Lineage: Eukaryota; Metazoa; Chordata; Mammalia; Rodentia; Cricetidae
Gene: Atp5mc2
Product: ATP synthase membrane subunit c locus 2
Exons: 5
Coding region: 450-866 (138 amino acids)
Biological process (GO): proton motive force-driven ATP synthesis; proton transmembrane transport
Molecular function (GO): proton transmembrane transporter activity
Source: RefSeq, a predicted model, not a curated record